CCGGACAUGGGGUACGGGCUCCUAGGGAGAUCCGCUGACGCUGUAGUCGAUAACGAGGCUAGUGGGCAGCUCCAUCCGGAGCGACCGUUGCUGAGGCUUCAAGAUGGCGGAAGCCCUGACAACUCAGGAGGAGCUGGCUGUGGAGGAGUUCCUGGUCGAACUGAGGAACAGGGAGCAGCACGGCGUGGUGCUCGUGACCCAGAGCACCGCGGUCAAGUUCCUCAUGGCCCGCAAGUUCGACGUCUCCAGAGCCAUCGACCUCUUCCAGGCGUACAAGAACACCAGGAUAAAAGAGGGGAUCUACAACAUCAACCCAGACGAGGAACCGCUGCGGUCCGAGUUACUGAGCGGGAAGUUCACGGUCCUGCCCCGCCGAGACGCCAAGGGGGCCGCCCUGGCUCUGUUCACCGCCCGCCUCCACCGGCCCGAACUCACUACCCAUAAGUCCGUGCUGCAGGCCAUCAUCUACCAAUUGGACAAGGCCAUCGAGAGCAUUCAGACGCAACGGGACGGCCUCGUCUUCAUCUACGACAUGACCAACUCCUCGUACGGGAACUUCGACUACGAGCUGUGCGUGAAGAUCCUCAACCUGCUCAAGGGCGCGUUUCCCGCACGGCUCAAGUGCGUGUUCAUCGUGUCGUCUCCGCUGUGGUUCCGCGCCCCCUUUGCCGUCCUGCGCCUCUUCGUUCGGGAGAAGCUGAGAGAAAGGGUGUGCACAGUGAAAGCCCCUGAGCUGGCGUGCCACAUCCCCACAGAGUCCCUGCCGGAGCACCUGGGCGGCUCGUCGCCGUACAGCCACGUGGCCUGGAUCCAGUCCUGCGUCAACUCCAGCCCGGCCGUCCCGCGGAGGGACGGGGAGGGGGGCGACUGCAUGGGCAACCUGCUCCGCUCCUACUCCCUGGAGCAGAACCCGCCCCCCGCCACCACCACCACCAACACCAACACCGCCACUGUCACCGCCACGCCCGGAGACGGGCCGAACUCCUCCAACUGCAGCCCCGCCGACAACGGCAACCUGCGGCACGGCCGCCCCGUCCGCCCGGGCAGGACUAGCGGCGAGCCCAACGCGGUCGGGUGGUUCCACCGCAGCUGGAACGGGUCGGGGCCCGCCCGGGGGGCCAGGACCGCGGGGGCCGGGAGCCCCGGCGCCAACGGCAACCGGCCGGCAACCGGCCGGCCCCCGCCUCAGUCGGACACGCCCCCGGACACGCCCCCGUACCGCAAGCCCUGCGGUGUGGGGGUAGGGGUGGGGGUGGGGGUAGUGGGGGCGGAGGAGGAGGAGGUGGGAGGGGCCGCGGACACGGGGGGGCGGGGCGGCGGGGAGGGCGGGGCCGAGGAGGAGGAGGCGAUGGAGGCGGAGGCUGCAGAGGAGGAAGAGGAAGAGGAGGAGGAGGAGGACGUGGUGGGCGGGGUGCCGCCGUUGCCGCAGAAGUCGGCGCGCCCAGGCGCCGCCCAAGGCUCCGCCCUCUCCGACUCGCCCGGCGAGGGGGAGGAGCCGUCGGUGCACAUGCCCGAGCCCGGCGGCAUGACUGUGAAGGAGCUGGUGCAGCACGUGAAGAGGAGGAGGAAGAAGGGCAUCUACCAGGAGUAUGAGGAGAUCCGCAAGGAGCCUCCCUGCGGCACCUUCCACCACUCCAAGAAGCCUCACAAUCAGAUUAAGAACAGGUACAGCGACGUCCUCUGCCUGGACCAGUCUCGGGUGAAGCUGAGCGCGCUGCAGGACGACGACGACGACGACGAGACGUCCAGCUCGGAUUACAUCAAUGCAAGCUUCAUGGAUGGGUACAGGAGAAGCAAUGCCUACAUUGCCACUCAGGGGCCUCUGCCGAAAACGUUUGCCGAUUUCUGGCGCAUGGUGUGGGAACAAAGGGUUUUGAUCAUCGUCAUGACGACAAGGGUGGUGGAGCGCGGCCGGGUCAAGUGCGGUCAGUACUGGCCGCUGGAGGCGGGGCGCUCCGAGGACCACGCCCCCUUCCUGGUCCGGAACGUCCGCAUCGAGAUGUUCCAGGACUUCAAGAUCUCUCACCUGGAGAUCUGCAACGGCGAGACGGGCGAGCGGCGGGAGGUGGCGCACUACCUGUACAUGAGCUGGCCCGAUUUCGGCGUGCCCAAGUCGGCCACCGCCAUGCUGGACUUCAGGGCCCAGGUGAAGCAGCACCAGGAGGCGGCGUUCCGGGCCGUCCGCGCCCAAUGGGCCGGGCCCUCCGGGGGCCCCCCGGUGGUGGUCCACUGCAGCGCGGGCAUCGGGAGGACAGGCACCUUUUGCACUCUGGACAUCUGCCUGUCGCGGCUGGAGGACAUCGGGACGGUGGACGUGAAGCAGACGGUGCGGCGCAUGAGGACGCAGCGCGCCUUCAGCAUACAGACGUGGGACCAGUACUACUUCUGCUACACGGCCGUCAUCGAGUACGCCCAGCGCCGCGGGCUCCUGGCGCCCGUCGAGUGGUCCGACACCGACCCGGAGACGGACAGCAGAAGACGAGCGGCGGAGGGGGGGUGGGGGCUGUGGCGGGCGAGGCGGAGCACGAAAGAGGAAGGACUCGGGGGUGGGGCAGGGCGGAGCAUUAGAAAAGGUCUCUUUGACCUUCAGGAUCCCGAUUGCUGGAAGGCGAAUGAGGGGGGCGGAGCAUCAAAUGAGGAAGAACUUGGGGGUGGGGCGGGGGGCGGAGCAUUGAAAGAGGAAGGACUUGGGGGCGGGGUGGGGGCGGAGCCAUAG
Molecule: messenger RNA, 2716 nt
Organism: Anguilla rostrata (American eel)
Lineage: Eukaryota; Metazoa; Chordata; Actinopteri; Anguilliformes; Anguillidae
Product: tyrosine-protein phosphatase non-receptor type 9-like
Exons: 13
Coding region: 104-2716 (870 amino acids)
Biological process (GO): protein dephosphorylation
Molecular function (GO): protein tyrosine phosphatase activity
Source: RefSeq, a predicted model, not a curated record